CAACUCAUUGCUCGUAGUGAACGUCCUCUCUUCCUUGAUUCUAAUGGCUUCUUCUUCCUCUAAGCCCAGAAAGUGUUAUGACAUCUUCCUGAGUUUCAGAGGCCCGGAUGUCCGAAAUUAUUUCCUCGGUCAUCUCUACACAGCUCUAGACCAAGCAGGAAUAAAUACUUACAGGGAUGAUGAAGAACUGAGAAAGGGAGAGCAAAUAUCAACCGAGCUCCUGAAGGCGAUUGAGGAGUCGCGUAUUGCAAUCGUCAUUUUCUCCAAGCACUAUGCCUCUUCGACGUGGUGUUUGGAAGAGCUGGCAAAAAUCAUGAAGUGUAAGGAGCAAAGAGACCUCAUGGUCUAUCCAGUGUUUUACAAAGUGGAACCCUGUGAAGUGAGAACACCCAGAGAAAGUUACUUAGAAGCUAUGGCUGAGCAUGAGGACAAGUUCGGGAAGGAUUCCGAGAAAGUAAAGAGAUGGAAGAAAGCUCUUUUUUAUGCUGGUAGCUUGUCUGGGCGACAUUUUACAGAUGGAUAUGAAGCGGUGCUUAUAAAACAUAUCGUACAGGAGAUCUCAACUCAACUAGAUCGAACUCCAUUAGAUGUAGCCAAAUAUCCGAUUGGGAUAGAUUCUCGAGUACAAGAGCUUAAAACAAUCUUAAAUCUACAGUCCAAGGAUGAUAUUCUUAUGGUAGGAUUAUGGGGACAAGGAGGUGUAGGGAAGACAACCCUUGCUAAAGCCAUUUACAACACUGUGUUUAGAGAGUAUCAAGGUUCUAGUUUCUUGGAACGUGUUAGAGAAAACUCCAAAAAUUCCAAUGAUUUGGUUCUUUUGCAAGAAAAAUUGCUAUCGGAGGUAUUACUUGUGAAGAAAUUAACAAUUUACAGCGUUGGUGGAGGAAGUCGGUUGAUUCAAGAUAGACUUUGUAAUAAGAAAGCUCUCAUUAUCCUUGAUGAUGUCGACGAUCAAUGCCAGUUAAAUGCCUUAGCCAGAAAUUGUGAGUGGUUUGGUCAAGGAAGCAGGAUAAUUAUUACAACAAGAAAUAGGCAUCUGCUAACUUCUCAUGGGUUAGACUGUGAUCAUAUGUAUGAAGUAAAAGCUCUCGAAAAUGGUGAAGCUCUUGAACUUUUUAGGAAGCAUGCUUUUCUAGGAAAUCGAAAAAUAGAAAUCAGAAGCAAUCUUGUUGAUAAGGUUUUACAUUAUGCCGGAGGCCUUCCUUUGGCACUUGAGGUGUUGGGUUCUUUCUUAUGUGGUAGAAGAGAACAUGAAUGGAAAAGUACCCUGCGGAAACUUUCCAAAAGUCCUGACAAAAAAAUCAGUGAUGUGCUAAAGGUGAGUUAUGAUGGAUUGGAGGACUAUGUAAAGGAGAUUUUUCUCGACAUUGCAUGUUUCUUCAAGGGGCAGAAUACAAAGUACAUUAAGAAAGUUCUUGAUAGUUGUGACUUUGACACGACUAUUGGGGUACAAAUUCUCAUUGAGCGCUCCUUGAUUAGGAAAGAGUAUAGGACCUUACAAAUGCAUGACUUAAUACAAUCAAUGGGUAUGGAUAUUGUUAAGGAAGAAUGUCGAGAUGAUCCCGGCAAACGCAGUAGGUUAUGGAUUCACGAUGAUGUUCUUGAUGUUCUAUCAAGAAGUGUGGGAACAUCUGCGAUAAAAGCCAUAGUUUUGAGGCUACCAAAGCCACAGAAGAUGUAUAUUCAUCCUCAUGCUUUCACAAACAUGAGAAAGUUGAGGUUGCUCAUCCUACGUAAUGUAGAUAAUUCUUUCCAAGGUCCCAUCCAUCUCCCUAAUGAGUUAAGGUGGUUGGAAUGGCCUCAUUGUGCCUCGAUUCCAGAAUUUAGAGAUGGUCUAAAGGAGUUAGUUGGAUUUGAUAUGCGGAAUAGCAAGAUCGAAGUAGGGCUGGGACAAUUUAAGGGCUUUGAAAAACUGAAAUUCAUUAACCUCAGCGAAUGCCAGUUGCUGGUUUGUAUGCCGGACCUCUCUUGUACUCCAAUUCUCGAGAAAUUGAAUCUCUGUGGGUGCCAAAACUUGGAGCAUGUCCACGAAUCAGUUGCAUAUCAUCGCAAGUUACAGUUAUUGGAUUUAAAGGGGUGCUCUAAAUUGCGAAGAUUCCCUGAUAUUCCUGAUAAAAAUGAAAGCUUACGUGAAAUUAUAUUAAAUGGGACUUCAAUUGAGGAACUUCCUGCGUCCAUUGAAAAUUUUGUCUCUUUGAAGCAUAUGUAUUUAGAAAACUGCAAGAAACUGGCAAUCAUUCCGUCUAGCAUUUACAAGUUACAAAGUCUUAGUGCCUUGUGGCUUGGUGGCUGCUCAAAACUAAUCAAGUUUCCAAAGGACGAGGAGGAUCCGGGUGAUCCCCAUACGAAGACAGGAUUUCCAAAGUUGCACAAUUUAUCCCUUAAUGGAUGCAAUCUAUCAGAAGUAGAGUUUUUGGAGAAUCUUUCCAAUUUUCCCCGCUUACAAUAUUUAGAAUUGCAUGGAAACAAUUUUACUAACAUUCCUACAUGCGAGCGACUAUGUUACUUGUACCAUUUGGAUGUUUCUUAUUGCCAACAACUACAAGAGAUCCCCAAGAUUCCAGGGAAAUUGAUAUAUCUAGGCGCAAUUAAUUGCGAAUCUCUAAGUAGAAUUCCCUCCAACAUACGUGAUGUUAAGGUCGUUCACUUAACUUCAUGUCAUGAACUGGUCCGUAAUGGGUUCUCCGUGAAUGAUUUGUUCAAGCUUGAGAGUUUUCAUUGCAAAGCAUUUCGGCAAGUUGUUCUACCUGGAGGAGAGAUGCCAAAGUGGUUGCUCCCUAAUAAAGAGGGUUAUAUAUCUUUCAUGGCUUCAAAGGACUUAUAUAAAAAGUUCCUAGGAGUAGCUUUCUGUGUUGUAUUCCGAGCAGAAAAAAAUAGGCAUUUCUCUUUUUGGGUUGAAGCACUCGCUAAUGGCAAACGAGGUGAGGUUCACAAUCAGGUUUUUACGUCGUCUAAUUUGGAUCAUGUGUGGCUUGAUUAUUACAAAGUAAAGCGUUUGUGGAGCGUAGACGAUUUUGGUCCAAAUGACUUGAGUCAUUUUCAAGUUAGCAUUAGAUUAAGAAGAUGUCCAGAUGGCGGAGUAAUUGUGAAAAAGUGUGGAUUCCGACUAAUAUGCAAGCCACUAGACAAUGAUUUGGAGGUUUUGCUUCAAGAUGAUCAAUUGCUUGAUCCAGCUUUACUUUACGAAGUUGGGUAUGAAGAUAGUCAAACAAGCUUAGAGGAAGAACGUCCAAUAAGUGAAACAGAAGAUUUACAAGAUAGUCAAACGAGUACCGAGGAAGAUGGUUCAAGCGAUUUAGUCGACAAAGGAUUGAACAUUGCUGACUUCUCAAUUGAGAAGCAUCGCUAUUCCAAUAUCGAUUCUCAUCACCGAAAUGUUCACCCUGGAGGAGAGAUGCCAAAGGACUUCGUCCUUGUUGAAGACUGUACCAUUUCAUUCAUGGCUUCACAGGAAUUGUACGAUAAGUUCAUAGGAUUGUCUCUCUGUGUUGUUUUCAGUGUAGAAGAUGGAGAAAAGGAAAUAUCUUUUGACAUCGUGCCACAACUUCACGGCCAAAGGCGGAAUGGGCUAUCAGGAACUCUCGGUUCAUUUGAUUCGGAUCACACAUGGUUUCAAAUUCUCGAACCAAAUGUGCUGUGGGGAUUGUUGGAGGGAGUAGUUGAUUUCGGUCAAUUCGAGGAGCGUUAUUUACGCUUUAGUCUUACAGUUACAGUAUCGGGUGGAACCAUGAAAAAUUUGGGAUAUAUGCUAAGAUGCAGGCAACUAGAGGAUGAUUUGAAGGUUGUACUUCAAGAAAAUCAGUUAGUGGAUCUAGCUUCACUACGUGAGGAAUCUGAUGAACAGCCGUACAAAGAGAAACUGGAAGCAACUGAUGAAUCAACAUACGAAGAGAAAUUGGGAUGGAACAAUAGUGCAUUAAUAUAUGCAGAGGAACUGGAAGCAAGUGACAGUGAAACAGAUUAA
Messenger RNA from Syzygium oleosum, 3964 nucleotides. Its product is annotated as TMV resistance protein N-like. The coding region runs from base 44 to 3964 and encodes 1306 amino acids. NCBI's taxonomy places the organism in Eukaryota, Viridiplantae, Streptophyta, Magnoliopsida, Myrtales, Myrtaceae. Gene Ontology annotation, molecular function: ADP binding; protein binding. The transcript is spliced from 6 exons. The record is from RefSeq and is a predicted model, not a curated record. Gene Ontology annotation, biological process: signal transduction; defense response.